AUGAGCCAAGUGUUUUCAAGGUUGUGUGCCAAUUUUAUGAAACUCCCGUUCGACCGACUAGCUAGAGUGAUGAAUCUCGAAGAGCCCAGCUUCGGUGAUAACUACAUACAGGAGUUCGUCCUAGAGCACCUGGACCACGACACCGGACCGAAUGUAAAGCGCGAGGACACCAGCCCCAACUCGGUGCUCGCGAAUGGGUUGGGUUCGAAAAAUGUCUGGAACGGGGCCACGGUGGACGAGAACGGUGUCCUGGUGCCGAUCCGGUUGAAGGCGGUCAGUAAUGGCGUUGUGGCGGGUGGUGGUGGCGGCGGAUGGCACCUGGAGGACGCCCGGAAGCUGCACGCUUGUUCGCCCGGUGCAGGGGACCUGUUCACACAUGUCGGUGGUCCCACGCACGGUCAGCCGAUGUUGUUCAAUCCACCGAUCAGUGGUGUUCCAUCGACUCCACCGGAAACGCCGCCGGUCAUCGGUUCGCCAAACUCUUCCGGUGCAGUAACAGGAGCCGGGGCGGGCACCGGUGGCUACGGUGGGGGUCCGUUCUACAGCACCCGCUCACAGACGGGCCUGGUCGAGGAAAUGAUGUUCCUACCGCAGACGAUGCGUGGUGAGCAACCGCUCGAUCUGCGGCCACUCCACUGCUCGAUCGGUCCGGAAGGUGAGUGGAUGGAUCGCAAGGAGUACGCCAGUGUGCUGGCGGUGUCCGGCGGAGGUCCGAAUGGCCAGAAUGGAAUGUUGGGCGGUGGCAUCAAUGGCGUUGGUGCGAAUGGAGCUGGCAACGGUGGUGGUGUUGGGGGUGGAGUAGGCGGUGGCUUCCAGCACCAUCAUCACCAUAUCACGGCGGCACAGCUGGAGUUCAGUCCGCUCAACAUGCAUACGGCGUCGCAUCAGCACUCGCACCCGCACCACCACCAUCACCACCAUCACCAUCACUCGCUGCACCCGAAUCGCCCGCACUCGGUCAGCUCGACGAGCUCGACGAUCUCGCCACGAAACGGAACCAGCAGCAGUGGUGGCGGAAGCUGCUACAACGGGCUCGGUGGAUCGGGCUCUGGAAACGGGCUAUCGUCGGAGGACCUGAUCAACGACGAUCUCCUGAUGACGCUAUCCGUGCGCGAAUUGAACAAGCGGCUCCAUGGUUGUCCCCGCGAUCAGGUCGUGCGGUUGAAGCAGAAAAGGCGAACGCUAAAGAACCGUGGCUACGCACAGAACUGCCGAUCGAAGCGACUCCAGCAGCGCCAUGAUCUAGAGCUCACCAACCGUCACCUUCACCACGAGAUGCAGCAGAUGAAGGUGGAGCUGGCCAAGAUCAAACAGGAGCGCGACGAACUCAUCCAGACACUGCAGAUGCGCCAGCGAGAACAAUCAGCAGCUCAGCAGCAGCAACAGCAUCAACAGCAGACGGCCAACGUCCUCCAGCAGCAACAACAUCAAGCUCAACAACAGAAGCAGCAACAACACCCGCAACACCAGCAACACCAACAACAGCACCAACAGCAUCAACAGUAUCAGCAGCAAUCUCGUCAGCAGCAACACCAUCUGCACCAUCAUCAACAGCAGCAACAGCAGCAGCAGCAGCAGCAGCAGCAGCAACAACAACAACAACAGCAACAGCAGCAACAACAGCAGCAUCUGAGCAGCACUCAGCACAACGGAACUUGCGUUGGCGGUGGCACCGGUGGUUCAGGAGGAGGUAGCGGAAGUGGCAACGGUGGCGGAGCAGGGUUGGUACCUUCGGUGAAGCAACUGAUUGCCGAAAGUGUCAGCUCCCAGGAGUACUACGUAUGA
This is a messenger RNA of Anopheles coustani, 1785 nucleotides long. RefSeq names its product hormone receptor 4 (gene tj). NCBI's taxonomy places the organism in Eukaryota, Metazoa, Arthropoda, Insecta, Diptera, Culicidae. Gene Ontology annotation, cellular component: nucleus. The record is from RefSeq and is a predicted model, not a curated record. Gene Ontology annotation, biological process: regulation of transcription by RNA polymerase II. The transcript is spliced from 3 exons. The coding region runs from base 1 to 1785 and encodes 594 amino acids. Gene Ontology annotation, molecular function: RNA polymerase II cis-regulatory region sequence-specific DNA binding; DNA-binding transcription factor activity, RNA polymerase II-specific.